Molecule: messenger RNA, 861 nt
Organism: Cuscuta epithymum
Lineage: Eukaryota; Viridiplantae; Streptophyta; Magnoliopsida; Solanales; Convolvulaceae
Source: the annotation of a GenBank genome assembly
AAAAGAUGAGAAGUGUUUUUUUAAAAGCAGUUCCGGAAAACGGAUAAAUAGAGCGAAGGCCUACCAGGUCAAAGCAACGUGUGAUCGUCGCUUUGCUCAUUCAUUGAUUUUCGUGCUUCGUUGGAUCAACGGAGCGUCUCUCUCCUGCUUUGCUCGGUUUUUUUGUCGAUCGCCAUGGCUAAGAGUUCCUUCAAGUUGGAGCACCCGCUCGAGAGGCGUCAGGCAGAAGCAUCUCGCAUCAGAGAGAAGUAUCCCGAUAGAAUUCCUGUCAUUGUGGAGAAGGCUGAAAGAAGUGACAUUCCCGACAUUGACAAAAAGAAGUAUCUUGUCCCUGCUGAUCUGACUGUUGGGCAAUUUGUCUAUGUUGUCCGAAAGAGGAUAAAGCUAAGUGCUGAGAAAGCCAUUUUUAUCUUUGUUAAGAACAUCCUUCCUCCUACUGCUGCUAUGAUGUCUGCAAUAUAUGAGGAAAACAAGGAUGAGGAUGGCUUCCUCUACAUGACUUACAGUGGAGAAAACACCUUCGGCUCCUCCUAAAUUCGCCAGCAGUUGAAAAGCUGCAGACUUUGUAAAUUAAUUUGAAGACACAUUUGUAAAUCCUCAUUAGCUCUUGUGUGACAUGUGCGUAUUCUGUUCAAAUGCCUUGAACUUAAGAACUCAAGGGUGAGCAGAAAACUGGUAUUAUCAUUUCUCCAAAGAGUGUUUCUAAUAUUAAAAGGGUGCUCUCUAGUCUCUCUGAUCCUCUUAUGUUCAUCUUACGGGAGUAUUUUCUAUUAGGCCACUAGUGUAUUACGCGGGAUGUGGGUUUUCCUAUACUUUUUUUUUUUUUGAAAAGACUAUUUUAUAAAAUUUAAAGACACAAAA